AUGGCCGCCCCCCCGGCCCGCACCGUGCUCGUCACCGGCUGCUCCUCGGGCAUCGGCCUGGCCCUGGCCGCCAGACUGGCGAAGGACCCGGGGGGGAGAUUCCAGGUCAUCGCCACCAUGCGGGACCUGGGCAAGAGCCGGAAGCUGGAGGAGGAGGCGGGCUCGGCGCUGGGGCGGACGCUGAGCAUCCGGCGCCUGGACGUGUGCAGCGACAGCUCCGUGGCCGAGUGCAUGGCCAGCAUCCCCGGGGGGCACGUGGAUGUGCUGGUGAACAACGCCGGCGUGGGGCUGGUGGGGCCGCUGGAGAGCACGAGCCUGGAGCAGAUGAAGGGCGUCUUCGAGACCAACUUCUUCGGCGCCGUGCGCAUGAUCCGCGCCGUGCUCCCCGCCAUGAAGCGCCGGCGCCGCGGCCACAUCCUGGUGCUCAGCAGCGUCAUGGGGCUGCAGGGGGUGGUGUUCAAUGACGUUUACUCCGCCUCCAAGUUCGCGGUGGAGGGGUUCUGUGAGAGCCUGGCAGUGCAGCUCCUGCAGUUCGAUGUCCAUGUGUCCCUGGUGGAGCCAGGCCCGGUGUGCACGGACUUCGAGCUGAAGCUGCUGGAGGAGGUUUCGCGCUCCGAGUACCCCGGCACGGAUGCGGCCACCUUGGGGUACUUCCGGGACGUUUACAUCCCUGCUUCCCAGGAGAUCUUCCGCACGCUGGGGCAGAGCCCCGGAGCCGUGGCCGAGGCCAUCGUGGCGGUGCUGUGCGCUCGCCCGCCGCCGUUCCGCACUCAGACCAACGCUCUCUACACGCCGGUGCUGGCGCUCAAGGUCGCGGACCCGUCCGGGGAGCUCUCGGUGCGGGCCCUGCACCGCCUCCUCUUCCGGCACAGCGGCCUCCUGCGGCUCAGCGCUGCCGCCCUGCGCUGCCUCACCUGCGGCUGCCUGCGCCGACGGGUGCGGCCGCUCUGA
This is a messenger RNA of Neopsephotus bourkii (Bourke's parrot), 951 nucleotides long. RefSeq names its product retinol dehydrogenase 8 (gene RDH8). The coding region runs from base 1 to 951 and encodes 316 amino acids. The transcript is spliced from 6 exons. The record is from RefSeq and is a predicted model, not a curated record. NCBI's taxonomy places the organism in Eukaryota, Metazoa, Chordata, Aves, Psittaciformes, Psittacidae. Gene Ontology annotation, molecular function: estradiol 17-beta-dehydrogenase [NAD(P)+] activity. Gene Ontology annotation, cellular component: cytoplasm. Gene Ontology annotation, biological process: estrogen biosynthetic process.